Molecule: messenger RNA, 2328 nt
Organism: Quercus robur (English oak)
Lineage: Eukaryota; Viridiplantae; Streptophyta; Magnoliopsida; Fagales; Fagaceae
Product: transcription factor bHLH130-like
Exons: 7
Coding region: 629-1870 (413 amino acids)
Biological process (GO): regulation of transcription by RNA polymerase II
Cellular component (GO): nucleus
Molecular function (GO): protein dimerization activity; DNA-binding transcription factor activity, RNA polymerase II-specific; RNA polymerase II cis-regulatory region sequence-specific DNA binding
Source: RefSeq, a predicted model, not a curated record
AGAUUUCGGCCGUCUGUUUCACUUUCUCAUUGCUGCUGAACUCAUAGAACAACAACAUAGCUAAAUAAUAAUAUAAAAAAGCAUAUGGUUCUUGUGGCUUUCACUUUCUCUGCCUUCACUCACUGCCACCAACACCACUAGUUUUUUCACUCCUAGAAAGAAGGAGGGUUUCACAAAAAGAGUACAGAGAGUUUUACUUCUUUAGCUGAGUGGUUCUGAUCCAAGAAUAGCCAACUGGGUCAUCAGAUUUGAUGGUUGUCGGCGUUUCUACAAAAGAUUUGUAGUGAAUUUGUUCUGAUUGGACUCCAUGUUUUCCUCUGUUUCUGAGACUACUUUAAUAGCAGAGUUCUUAUUCUAAACGGAUAGUUUAUGCUUUUGGUUUGGUAUUUUGUGUUAGAUCCACACGUGGCAGCUUAUCUCGUUGGGGUUAAGUCCUUUGUUUCUUUAUAAAGCUUCCCAGAAAUUCUUUCUAGGAGAAAAGGAAACAGAGCUUUGCACUCUGCUUUAGUAAAGCUCUGCUUUCUUUUGUGGUUACUCAAAAGGGAAUCAAGGAAAUCGUGAAAAAAGUAAGUAAAUUUUUACAAAAUUGAAGCUUUUUGGAAGAGAUUUGAAGAGGAAAAGAGAAGCAAUGGAGUCAGAUCUUCAACAACAUCACCACCAAAACCAGAUGAACUCUGGCUUGACUAGGUACAGGUCUGCACCAAGUUCAUAUUUUGCAAACAUUAUUGACAGAGAAUUCUGUGAGGAAUUUUUGAACAGGCCUUCAAGCCCUGAAACAGAGCGAAUAUUUGCUCGAUUUAUCGCUGAUGGUGGUGGUGGUGGUGGUGGUAAUGGAGGCACAGAAGUUACUAAUACAUCAGAAGUGGUGGCCACAGAAGCUAGUAGCCAGCAAACACAGUUUAUGGCUUCAAUGAAUAAUGAAGCAGCAGGGGUUCUUCAGCAGCAGCAGCAGCAAAGCAAUUAUGGUUCUGUUUCUCAGAAUUUUUACCAAGGUCUACCACGGCCACCUUUGGAGAAUUCGAGUGUGGAAGGGUCUUAUUCAAUGGGGUUGGAUCGAUUGCCUCAGAUGAAGACCGGUGGUGGUGGUGGUGGUAAUAAUUCAAGUCUUAUUCGACACAGCAGCUCGCCAGCCGGAUUAUUCGCCAACAUCAAUGUUGGAGAGGGCUAUGCUGCAAUGAGAGGCGUGGGAAAUUUCGGAGCUGGUAAUAGCACUAAUGAAGAAGCAUCUUUUUCUUCUGCAAGCAGGUUAAAGAAUUACUCAUCAGGUCCGCCUUCUUCAUCGGGACUAAUGAGUCCAAUUGAUGAAAUUGAGGACAAAAACAUGGUAGUAGCAAACAAUCCAGAGAGUGGAGGUUUUGGUGAGGGCCGAAGUACCAAUUAUGUGACAGGUUUUCCCCUUGGUUCUUGGGAUGACUCUGCUAUGAUCUCGGAUAAUAUCAAUGGUCUAAAAAGACUUAGAGAUGAUGAUGAUGUAAAGUCAUUUUCCAAUAUAAACGUGUCUGAAACUCAGAAUGUGGAGGCUGGAAAUCGCCCUCCCUCUUUGGCUCAUCACUUGAGCUUGCCUAAAACUUCUUCAGAGAUGGCUGCCAUUGAAAAGUUUUUGCAGUUCCAAGACUCAGUACCUUGUAAGAUUCGAGCUAAGCGUGGCUGUGCCACUCACCCACGAAGCAUUGCUGAGAGGGUUAGAAGAACCCGAAUUAGCGAAAGGAUGAGAAAAUUACAAGAUCUUGUUCCUAACAUGGACAAGCAAACAAACACUGCAGACAUGUUAGAUUUAGCUGUUGAGUAUAUUAAAGGUCUUCAGCAAGAAGUCGAGACACUUGCUGAUAAGCGUGCAAAGUGUACUUGCUCACACAAGCAGCAGCAAUAACACAAAAAAGGCCCGGGUGUCUGACUAGCUAGCUUUUGUACAGAAUUAUGAGAAUGUGGAAAAGAAUAUAGAAAGCAGAGCUGGGUUCUUUUUUGCACUGAAAAGGAAGAAAAUGAAACUAUAAAUUAUGUAGCUUUGAAGGGGAAAAAGGCAGCUGAUAGCUUUGACUGUAAGAUCUAUAAACCUAUUGAUGCCAUUAUAAAAGGCAAAGCUGUAUAGUGAGUUUUUCUAGUGCAUGCAAUGUGUAAUUUUUAGUUGUGGAGCUCAACCAACAUGAUAAUUUUUUUUUUCUUUUAGCUGUAGAGAAAGAGAAAUUAUGAUUUUAACUCCACAAGGAACACUUUUUCUGUCUUGAAAGUAAAGAGGGUUGUUAUCAAUGGCUGUCCCGUGAAAAUGGCAUGGGAAACAUGUGGAUGAUAAUUGAUAACUGAUAAUAUAUGUGCUUCUUUUUCUUUUUC